Messenger RNA from Fragaria vesca subsp. vesca, 684 nucleotides. RefSeq lists its product as uncharacterized. The coding region runs from base 1 to 684 and encodes 227 amino acids. The record is from RefSeq and is a predicted model, not a curated record. Lineage: Eukaryota; Viridiplantae; Streptophyta; Magnoliopsida; Rosales; Rosaceae. The transcript has a single exon.
AUGUCAUCGUCAUUGACCUCUCAGCCUCCUCAACAAGUUUCAAUCUCCAUGCCAGUCAAACUCACGGGGUCGCAUGAUUACUUGCUGUGGAAAUCCUUCAUCACCCCAAUCCUCAAUUUCCAUGAUAUAUUGGAUCUCGCCGAAGGAUCAGAGCUGUGUCCACCAAGUGGCACCGAAGCUUAUACACAUUGGACUAAGAAGGACCAGUUACUCCUGGGUUUGAUCAAUGAAAGCUUAUCUGAAGACCUACUACUCCGACGUGCAGUAGGAUGCCCAAGUGGAAGAGCUCUAUGGUUGGUCUUUGAAGGCCUAUUUGCUCAAAAGGCAGCAGCUCACGUGAAACGUCUUAAGGAUCGCCUCGAAAAUCUGAAGAUGAAAAAGGCAGAUAACAAGCACAUGCAUAUAUACAUCAACGAAGUGAAAAAUAUCGUCAAGGGCCUCCAUGCAGCUGGGUUUCCAAUGGAGGACCGUGAAGUCGUUUCUUGUGUGCUUAGAGGACUUCCUUCGGAAUAUGAAGAGUUACUUGCUUCAAUCAGGAAUCGACCUCAGCCUCUAAGGCAGCAACAACUCUAUAAGUCACUGCUACAGCAUAGAUUGAAGUCUGAAAAAAUCGGGAAAGCAAUCAAGAUCGCUGCGGUUCUUGUUACUAUUAUUGUGGGAAUUAUAUUGUUACUGUUACUAUGA